Messenger RNA from Leptopilina boulardi, 1713 nucleotides. RefSeq names its product facilitated trehalose transporter Tret1-like. Bases 346 to 1689 code for a protein of 447 amino acids. The record is from RefSeq and is a predicted model, not a curated record. Gene Ontology annotation, cellular component: membrane. Gene Ontology annotation, biological process: transmembrane transport; carbohydrate transport. Lineage: Eukaryota; Metazoa; Arthropoda; Insecta; Hymenoptera; Figitidae. The transcript has 4 exons. Gene Ontology annotation, molecular function: sugar transmembrane transporter activity.
UAUGACGGGUUGCAUCAAUCAGGAUAUGAAGAAUUUUUUUUUUUUUGCUUACUAUGGGUGCUUUCGGCUUGCCUAUCGGAUCAUGAUCCGGAUCACUCAGUCGUGCUCAAUUGCAUGUAUUUUUCAUAAUUUUUCUUAGUUCAUAAUUACACUUCAAAGCAAUUGAGAACCUUUUUGUGAUCCGGAUCAUGAUCCGUAGGCAAGCCGAAAGCACCCUAUAGCGCAUUCUUGAGCUAACUUCUGUUUCGUAUGUAUAUAUUUAUAAAGGUAUACAUAAGAUGUAUUUACUUUAGAAGAAAUGAUGAUUUAAUAUGUGUUAUUGUAAAACGUGCAUUCUAUUGAGAUAUGAUGUUAUACUUUGCAGCUCUUGCUGCAAAUCUUGGUAUGAUUUCGGCAGGAUUAUUUUUUGGAUGGUCCUCACCAUCUUUACCAUUAUUAACAAAAAUGGAUUCUCCGAUAAAAUUAACCUCAAAUGAAGCUUCAUGGGUUGCUUCAUUGUUUAAUAUAGGAGCUUCAAUAGGAGCAGUACUUUCUUCACUUAUGAUACAUAAAUUGGGAAGAAAAACAACAAUGCUUUUCUCUGUUUUACCGUCUAUUUUUGGUUGGCUAAUAAUUGCAUUUGCUGUCGCACCUUGGCAACUUUACAUAUCGAGAAUAAUUUGCGGUAUCGCAUCUGGGACAUCGUACUCAACAACCCCAGCUUAUUUAGGAGAAAUAUCACCUCCAAAUGUGAGAGGAAUAUUAGGGUCAAUGUUGACUGUUUCAGCAAAAUUUGGAAUGCUUUUAGAAUAUUUAAUUGGACCAUUUGUAACAGUUAAAAAUUUGGCAUUAAUUUCAUUAAUAAUGCCAAUUUUAUUUUUAAUAACAUUUAUAUGGUUACCUGAAACACCAUAUCAAUUAAUACGUUUAGGACAAAUGAAAAAUGCUGAAAAAUCAUUAAUAAAAUUAAGAGAAAAAAAUGAUGUCAGUGAGGAAAUUAAAAUUAUUGAACAAUCAGUUAAGAAUGAUUUUUCCAAUGGAAAUGAAAUGAGAAUUAUUUUUUGCAUUCCUGGAAAUAGGAGAGCGCUGAUAACUUGCCUUGGUUUAUUGCUGAUACAACAAAUGUCUGGUAGUCAAGCCGUCGUUGCUUAUGCACAAAAAAUUUUUGACAAAUCUAAUAGUGGAUUAGAGGGAAUAUAUCUUACGAUAAUAUUAGGUGUUAUUCAAAUAAUUGUGACAAUUAUUUCUGGUUUUAUAACAGAUCGUAUUGGUCGUAGGCCAUUACUUAUUUUAUCAACAUUAGGUUGUGCAAUAUCAACAGGAAUAGUUGCAAUUUAUUUUCAUUUAAAUUAUUUAAUGAAAGAAAUUAAUGAAUUUGGUUGGAUUGCAGCUGUUGGUAUAACAAUGUAUAUAAUUUUUUAUUCAUUUGGUUUAUCUGGUUUACCAUUUGCAAUGAUUGGUGAACUUUUUCCAACAAAUAUUAAAGCAAAAUCAAGUACAAUUUGUAUUGUAUUUGUAAAUUUUCUCUCUUUUAUUGUUAUAAAAACAUAUCAAAUUUUAAAUGAUUUUUUGGGUAUUCAAUUUGCAUUUUUACUUUAUACAUUAUGUUCAGUGGGUGGUAUUAUUUUUAUUAUUUUCUAUGUUCCUGAAACUAAUGGUAAAACACUUCAACAUAUUCAGGAGGAAUUACAUAAAAAUGAGAAAAAAUAAAAUUUGAAUUAUUAAAUAUUGAAA